CCGAACUCGCGCGGCACUUUUGACGCGCGCACGCUCUCGAAAGCAAAAAGAAGAAAAAAGAAAUGAAGACACGGAAGGGGUGAAAUAAUGAAGAUGGUAAACGCCACAUGAGCGCGCGUGCGCGUGACAACUGCCUUGCCUGGGCGUGUGCUCAGAAAAGGAGACAGUGGAAGAGAGCCCGCAGCUGUUGCGUGGAUUUCGCUUCAAUCCAGGGUCGCAUCCGGAAAAGGUUAGAGGAUGUGGCAUUGAAACCCCCAGUCUACGAAGUGAAUGAACUCUUUCGACCACCGUGCAACGGGUUCGCUGGCAACCGCGUGGGUCACCGCGAACGGGUCUUCUGCCGGAUUACCAAGGGGAAACAUCAGACAACACAACUGGCUGCAGACUGCAGGACACGGACCAACCACUUCCUGCUCUUCAGCACGAUGUUGAUAACGCUGCCGGGAAGCUUCGUUUGGCACGAAGGAGAAAGGCAUGUAUCGCCUCUCGGAAGAACAGCAAGAAAGAAAAACAGAAAAGCGGAAGAUGACAGCGGGGCCGAGUCAUACGCCUCGAAAAAAUCUCCGCGGCAAAGCUACGUUUUGAGCUGCCCUUUCUCCUUCAUAACUCGAGGGAGCGGCCUUGAGGAGUGAGUCAAGUGAAGAGAUACGUUUGGAAAUUUAAAAUAUUUUUAUAAUUGAAACUCGUAAGACUUGCCGAAAUAAUAUUAUUUAACUGAGCGUAUUAUAAUUCACGGCUUUUUGUUUCGAGGCAACUAUGAAGAUAUAAGUGUCGCCCAGGACUGGCGAGACGGAGGCAGUCAGCCGGGGAUGGAGCACGGAAGGCACGACUUUUGCUAGCACCAGGAGACAUGAGGAGGGGGCCCGUGAUUUAUCUGCUGAAAUAAAUAUUUAAAAAUAAGACAAACUAAAAAAAAUCCCCGCUUAGAAUUCCACCCCUCAAAAUCCAUCUACUGAAAUAAACAAUUUAAAAAUCUACGCUCUUAAAAUCCACACUGUCGAAAUAAAUCAACUUUAGGCCUAGUGAGGAACUCUGACGUACGUUUGUCUACGGGCAACACAAUGUUGCCCAUGGUUGUGCAAAGGACUGGUGUUGUACAUUUCUUUGUUCGUUCCUUUGUUUCGCCCUAAACGCAGGGGUGCUGUUCCAGGUCCUUCCGCGACAACCUCAAGUCUCGCCUGGUCAGCCUCGGGUACUCCAUCGCCCUCGCAACACUACUUGGCACACGGAACAGUGGUGUAACCGCGGUGCUUCUCCACUACCUACGUGAUACCGGUCUCCUCAGCAACCUGUGACAUCGUGUGUGGGACGACGGAAAACAUCUGACCCCUCAUCGCCUUACUUUUAACUGCCGCAGGACCACGCUCUAGCGAAUCAUUUAUUAAGGUACAGCCACCAACGAGAGAGGAUGGAUUUUGAAAGAUUUGUCUCGACGUGUUGAUUUUGCGAAGUUUAUCCUUCAGAGUUUAUUUUGGCCACGCUGGUAUCGGCGCGAUUUAUUUUUAAAAGUUUAUUUAGGAAGUUGAAUUUAGGGCGUCCCGCUCGUUGGUAGUAGCCGAGGUCGUGCUGAAGAGUGGGAGGUGGUGGGUUCGAAUCCUAUCACCGGCUGUGCUGACUGAGGUUUUCCGAAGAGUUUCCAUACGAACGUCGGCACAGCUCCCCCUGAAGUCGGCCCAGGACGCAUACUAACCUUCCUGUCCCCCACUCCUUUCUGCUA
Messenger RNA from Ornithodoros turicata, 1717 nucleotides. RefSeq lists its product as uncharacterized. The coding region runs from base 108 to 632 and encodes 174 amino acids. The transcript is spliced from 4 exons. Lineage: Eukaryota; Metazoa; Arthropoda; Arachnida; Ixodida; Argasidae. The record is from RefSeq and is a predicted model, not a curated record.